This is a messenger RNA of Echinococcus granulosus, 1806 nucleotides long. Its product is annotated as Cytoplasmic polyadenylation element-binding protein. The coding region runs from base 1 to 1806 and encodes 601 amino acids. Gene Ontology annotation, molecular function: mRNA regulatory element binding translation repressor activity; ribosome binding; translation factor activity, RNA binding. The transcript is spliced from 5 exons. Gene Ontology annotation, cellular component: nucleus; synapse; neuron projection. Gene Ontology annotation, biological process: negative regulation of cytoplasmic translation. NCBI's taxonomy places the organism in Eukaryota, Metazoa, Platyhelminthes, Cestoda, Cyclophyllidea, Taeniidae. The record is from RefSeq and is a predicted model, not a curated record.
AUGCCAACAGUUACAACUUCCUCAGCAGCAGGUACCAUUGAUAAUUUGACGGAUGGAAACCCAACCCAACGGGCAGCUGUGGGAUCCAAUUCGACUCAGCAAAUUAGCGAAGACUCACGGCCAGAACAGCUGCCCUUUAAUGGACCGGAACCCCCUCAAUCGGUUGGCUCAGCGGUCCUAGACGAUAUUUCCUUGGCGGCACAACUCAGCCAGCUUGCUUUAAACUACUCAGGGCGCAAUGAUCUGAACUCAAGUCAGCUCAUUAAUAUAAUACUUAAUCUGAUGGCGAGCAACUCAACAAAUGCAAGCUCUUCAACUCGACAAAUUUCAACACCCAACGAAAUUCCACAAUCAAUAAAUGACUGGGGUUCUUUUAGCUCCAAUCCACGAGCUUGUCAAGGUCCAUCAGUAACGUCAGCGAAUGACAUUUUAUCCAAUCAACUGUUCAGUUUGCUCAUCAGUCUCGGCAAAAUUAAUCCAGCUCUUCUAAGUGCUCUUCUUACAUGUGUCGAAAAUGGGCAGAUCGAUGCGCAACAGAUUCUGGUCAAAUUGUUGACCACUAAGCUAAAUAUGCCUAAUAAUGGACUUAGCAACCUUAGCCUCCUAUCAUCCAUUGGGAGCUUGCUCUCAACAGAGGCUGUGAGGAAUAACAGCGAAUUAAUGGACAUAUUGACCUCUCAGCUUACAGCAUAUGCGGCCAGGUUUGAUAGCGGAAAAGCCUUGCAGUCGAAUGGGUACCAUUACCCACCGAUGGCACACAACAGGCACCAUAUUCGCCAGUCCCCGAAUUUUGGCAAUGAACCGCCAUUUUCUUCUCUCUAUUACCGAAUGCACAUGAAUGACGGUGCACUUUCUGUCGGACAAUGUUGCAAUCGUCAAGGGACACUUGAAGGAGACAUUGACCGAGCUGCAACAAUUUACAGAAAUUCAGCUAAUAAUGCUUCCCAAAAGUUGGAGACAAUUCAUCGCUGGAGCGGAAAGUUACCGAUGAGAAAUUACAACUCCAUGUGCUUCUCCAGGAAGGUUUUUCUAGGCGGGGUACCGUGGGAUAGUACGAGUGAUGAUCUCAUCAACACUUUCUCCCAAUUUGGGAAUGUGUCAGUCCUCUGGCCACAGAAAGAUGGCGGCUACAUCUCUCACCAUCAUAAUAAUGACGUGGCAAUUGACCGGUCCAUGUCCGUUGCGCCAAAGGGAUACUGCUACCUACUGUUUGAGCAUGAAUCCUGUGUUGCCGAACUUUUGGCAAAGUGCACGCGGGAUGCAUCGAAUGGUGGCGAAUACUUUAAACUUUCAUCUCCCAAGUUCAAAUCCAAGAGUGUCCAGGUCAUCCCUUGGGUGAUAAGCGACAGCCAAUUCAGCUGUGGGGGCGGUCAGUCCAGUUUGCAAAUCAGUUACACCGUAUUUGUUGGUGCCCUUCACGGAAUGAUCACCGCUGAAGCGCUCGCUUCCAUCAUGAAUGAAUUAUUUGGAAAUGUUACUUUUGCUGCGUUAGAUACUGACAAACACAAGUAUCCCAUAGGUUCUGGCCGUGUCGUCUUUCGUAAUCAUGCCAGUUAUAUGCGUGCUGUGACAGCGAAUUUCGUGGAGGUUCGCACACCGAAAUUCACGAAGACCAUUCAAAUCGAUCCCUUUUUGGAGGACUCACUUUGUGACACCUGCCACCUUUUACCUGGUGUUUAUUUCUGUCGCUCACUGGAUUGCUUCCAAUACUUUUGUCCCACCUGCUGGCAGAAAUGGCACAGUGCGAACCAAACAAAUCACAAACCGCUCCGUCGAAGUCUCAAGCUCAUCACGGAACGUGCUUAG